CUUUCUCUCUCCAUGAUGGGGUGAUGCCCUGGCAGUGAAUAGUGCUGAUGCCCCUGUGGUCACUGCCCAGGAAAUGCCCCUGUCUGGUGCCGUUAUCACCAUCCCUUUGGAGCCAGACAUUCCUCCAGACCUGUGCCCCUUCAUCUCUCUCUCUCCCUUUCUCUAUCUCACUCUCCCACCCUCUCCCUCUCGCUCCCUCUUUCUCUCUCUCCCUCUGACUGUCCCCCCCUCUCUCUCCCCCUCUUUCUCACUUGCUGUCUUCAAAUCUUGUGGCACUUAAUUUGUGUCGACUCUGUCUCUGGACUUUCUUUUCCCUGUCUGCCCUUUUCCUCUUUCUCUCUCUCUCUCUCUCUCUCUCUCUCUCUCUCUCUGUUUCUUUCUCCCUCCCUCUCAUUGUGUUGCAGAAUGGCAGAGCGAACGGUCCCACAUGCGUAUCCUAUGAGUACCCAGUAUGAGCUCAACUCACCAAGCUGUAUCUACGACCAAACAUUCGGAGAGGCCUUAACUCCACAGGACUUGUUGACCCCCACCCUCUACCAUGGAUACUACGUACGUCCACGAAUCACCAAGCAGCUGGAGCGGGGCUUCUCACAGAUAGAGGAGGAGUCAGGAAUGUGGCGCGUUCAAUUGGACGUCUGCCAGUUUACCCCCGACGAGCUCACCGUGCGCACUGUUGACAACCUGCUGGAGGUGACAGGAAAUCAUUCCCAGAAGCAAGACGCCCACGGUUUCGUCAGUCGGUCCUUCACACGCGCCUACAUCCUGCCUGCGGGUGUGGACCCCCUCCUGCUCCAGGUCCGCGUGUCACACGACGGCAUCCUCACAAUGUCCAGCCCCAGAGCCACCCCCGAGCUCCCCGUCACACACCUAUGCACCAUACACACCGACAAGGCCCCCAAGGCCCCUAAGAAGUCCUAGAAGGGAAGCGGCCUCUGCAAAUGAGGCUCCAGCGGCUGGACUGUCCCACCAACCAGAGGUUUGAAAACAUCUGAAAUAUCCCAAGAUGAUCUGGAAAGGACCUCACUGGGAGUGGACGUGUCACCUCACCCGUAACGUUCCGGAAGCUCCAAACCCCUUCUGGAGGUCUGGGAGAGAGGAAGGGUUGAGUUACGGUGUUGCUGUCCUGACAUGCACAGUUCAUGAACACACCGCUCUAACCAACAGCGUCUGUGGUUGAUGGAUACACAGUCCAUCAGUUGAACAUCACCUCCCACAGAUUAUGUCCGUAGCUCUCGUGCUUGACUUAGAGUUGUGAUAAUAAAAAGUAGUCUGGUAUACUAACUGUCUGCGUUUAAUAUGUCAGGCCUCUAAAGCAAGUCCAUUUUUGUAGCAGCCUAUUUGCACAAUUCUAUGUGAUCUAUUUGACAUUACAAUCUCAAUGAGCGCUUACCUCCCAAUGCUUCAAUAAAAUCCGACAGACAAAUUGA
This is a messenger RNA of Hypomesus transpacificus, 1427 nucleotides long. It is a transcript of the gene hspb2, whose product is annotated as heat shock protein, alpha-crystallin-related, b2. NCBI's taxonomy places the organism in Eukaryota, Metazoa, Chordata, Actinopteri, Osmeriformes, Osmeridae. Gene Ontology annotation, biological process: protein refolding; response to heat. The record is from RefSeq and is a predicted model, not a curated record. Gene Ontology annotation, molecular function: structural constituent of eye lens; protein folding chaperone. The transcript has 4 exons. The coding region runs from base 406 to 918 and encodes 170 amino acids.